Molecule: messenger RNA, 753 nt
Organism: Penicillium daleae
Lineage: Eukaryota; Fungi; Ascomycota; Eurotiomycetes; Eurotiales; Aspergillaceae
Product: peroxiredoxin-like family protein
Exons: 2
Coding region: 1-753 (250 amino acids)
Source: RefSeq, a predicted model, not a curated record
AUGUCUACUUGCAUUGUUACGGGUGACGGUCCCGACUUUUUGUGCGACGAGACUCUCCACGAGGCCUAUGAGCUCAAUAUCCAGACCAAAAAUGGUAAAUAUGUGAGAUUUGGGGAGCUUGUAGCUGGCAAAGGUGACUCGGUGACCACCAUUGUCAUUUUCGUUCGCCAUUUCUUCUGUCUGUACGACCAAGCCUAUGUCAAAACACUAUCCAACCAACUCACUCAGACUCUCCUCGACACGAUCCCAGACAGUGCCAAACCAGCCCAGGUGAUUAUCAUCGGGUGCGGCGACCAUUCUCUCAUAGUUCCCUACAUGGAAGAAACUUCUGAUGCAUUCCCCAUCUACACUGAUCCAACGGGGAAAAUAUACGAGACCCUACAUAUGAAACGAACCACGGAGGGGUUUACCAGUCCACCUCCCUAUACACCAGAGUCGUUCCCUAGUGCUUUGGGCAAAUGUCUCAAGCAAAUAUGGAAACGCGGGUGGGCAGGACUGAGAGGUGGGAGUUGGAAUCAGCAAGGGGGCGAGUGGAUCUUCCAACGGGGAAGACUUCGAUAUGCUCAUCGAAUGGAGGGGGUAAACGACCAUCUCACGGCAGAUCGGUUGUUCAGUAUCUUGAAGACAGCUCAGGAACAGGAUAGUCUACCCGCAUCUGGGAAAUUAGGGGAAAUGCGUAGGGGAAACGGAGAAGUGACUGAGAGCCAAGAGAAUGGAAGUACCGUUGGAAAUGGAGGAUCCUUAGUGAUAUAA